AUGAAUGAUAGAAAACAUGAAGAAUUGAUUCUUUUCAAGAAAAUCAUCUUUUUGGAAUCGUGUAAGUAUGGAUAUUUAAUCAGUUUAGCCCUAAAUUGUUUUUUUUUGGCUGUUGGAGCAGCAAUCACGGCGUACCAAGCAGAGCUAGGAGAAGACUCCUCUCCCCUGAGGAAAUCUGGGAGAGGAAAGAUCGAAAUCAAACGGAUCGAGAACACAACGAAUCGUCAAGUCACUUUCUGCAAACGUAGAAAUGGUUUGCUCAAGAAAGCUUAUGAGCUCUCUGUUCUCUGUGAUGCUGAAGUCGCACUCAUCGUCUUCUCUAGCCGUGGUCGUCUCUACGAGUACUCUAACAACAGUGUAAAAGGGACAAUUGAGAGGUACAAAAAGGCAAUAUCGGAUAAUUCUAACACCGGCUCUGUGGCUGAGAUUAAUGCGCAGUAUUAUCAACAAGAAUCGGCCAAAUUGCGUCAACAAAUCAUCAGCAUACAAAACUCCAACAGGCAAUUGAUGGGUGAGACGAUAGGGUCAAUGUCUCCUAAAGAGCUCAGGAAUUUGGAAGGCAGAUUAGAGAGAAGUAUUACUCGUAUCCGAUCCAAGAAGAAUGAGCUCUUAUUCUCUGAAAUCGACUACAUGCAGAAGAGAUUUGCGCAGGAAGUUGAUUUGCAUAACGAUAACCAGAUUCUACGUGCAAAGAUAGCUGAGAAUGAGAGGAACAAUCCAAGCAUAAGUCUGAUGCCAGGAGGAUCAAACUACGAGCAGCUUAUGCCACCGCCUCAAACGCAACCUCAACCGUUUGAUUCACGAAACUAUUUCCAAGUCGCCGCAUUGCAACCUAACAAUCACCAUUACUCAUCUGCCGGCGGUCGCCAAGACCAAACUGCUCUUCAGUUAGUGUAAUAUUUGGCUGAAGGAAAUGGGAAGUGAAUAAAAAAAAACCAGAACUUGGUUGAGCAAUAUAUAGCUAAUAUGCAUGUUAUUUCAUGAAUGUUGUAUCGAUGAUUUCUACACUUUAUUUAAAUUGCUUAUGUUGAUCGAUGUGAAAUUAUAUAUCUUAAAGACUUGUCAUUGUUUGUGCUUACUUUGUUUUCAAAGACAUCUAUAUAUGUGUAUAAGUGUAUUAUAAAUUAGUUCAA
Molecule: messenger RNA, 1133 nt
Organism: Capsella rubella
Lineage: Eukaryota; Viridiplantae; Streptophyta; Magnoliopsida; Brassicales; Brassicaceae
Product: floral homeotic protein AGAMOUS
Exons: 9
Coding region: 1-897 (298 amino acids)
Biological process (GO): positive regulation of transcription by RNA polymerase II
Cellular component (GO): nucleus
Molecular function (GO): protein dimerization activity; DNA-binding transcription factor activity, RNA polymerase II-specific; RNA polymerase II cis-regulatory region sequence-specific DNA binding
Source: RefSeq, a predicted model, not a curated record